UGAAGUUAUGAACUAGAAAUUGUUUUGCACAAAUAAAUAAGAAACAAAUUUUAAAAUUAAACUUACUUGUACUGCUAAUACAACUUACAGACAAGAAAAAUCUCGCCUUUGUCAUUAUGUAAAUAUUGUUAAUUUGUGAACUAAAUAAUAAUGGGUGAUUUUGAAAUAAACGAGGCUUUGGCCUCGUUGGAGAUGCUGAUGUCGGAGUUCUUUGCACCAACUACAAAUAAUUUCAGAAAAAGAGAAAUUGAAAAUAUGUUGGAAAACUUUUCCAAUGCUAGAGAUUCAUGGAAACAUUGUUUGUUAUUUCUUCAAAAAUCUCAAAAUCAGUAUGUUUUGAUGUUUAUAUUGACAACAUUGGAGAAAAUAAUAAAUCGACAAUGGAUAAGAUUGUCAGAUGAUGAAAAAACAGAAGUCCGACUAACUUUAAUGAAUGAGCUUAUGAACAAACAUGACGUGAUGUACUUUAUUAGAAAUAAAUUAGCUGCUCUGCUAGUGUCCAUAGCCCGCUACGACUGGCCACACUUGUAUCCUGAUUUCUUCACAAACAUUGUUGAGUUAUUAAAAUGUGAGGGUCGUCAAUGCAUAGUUGGCUUGGUGUUAGCUCAAGCAGCGAGUGAAGAGUUGGGUGCAGCUCGGGAUACUGGAGUGUUACUGCCCUCAGCACGAAAGAGUCAACUAGAACGACUUAUGCUUAAAGGCAUGCCUCAAAUGCUUGCAGCAUUAAGUGCUAUAUUGGAAAAAAAUGCUCAAAAAGAAGGUCAAUCAAAUCCCCCACCAUCGCCCACCAGUGGCUUACCACAAACUUCGGCACUACCUGAUUUAUUAGCAAAUGCUCAUGAUGUACAUUCAACAGAAAAAGCACUGAAUAUGGAAAUAGUUGUAAAAUGUCUGACUACACUUCAGCAUUUAUUUUCAUGGUUGCCACUGUCUUCCCACGUACCUCCUUCUCUCGUUACUACGGUGUUCUAUUGGGGCAGUAUUGCUACACAAUCACAGAGCACGGAGGCGGCGCUGGCGGGGCUGGGCGGCGUGUGCGAGCUGCUGUACCGGCGGUACGCGCCGCCGUCGUCGGCCGCCACGGCGCUGCGCCUGCAGCAUUGCGCGCUGCGCCUGCUGCGACACCUGCACCACGCGCACCACAUGAUGCGCGCGCACCCCGAUUAUCUGAACAAGUUAGCUGAGUUCCUAAAGUUAUUUGUGUCCCUGCAUUUUAAGAGGCUGGAGGCCGAGCCUGAGUUUGAUGCUAUAGAAUUUUUAUCAUAUUUAUUCCAGUAUACAUUCCAGGUCCCGACAUGCGCAACAUUUGUAAGCUGCUUAGAUAUAUGGAUACAAUUUAUAGAUGUAUUAAAACCUGAAGACACUCCAAAAUAUUGGGAGGCACUUCAAGCUUUAGUGAUUAGCAUAUUAAAUAAAAUACAAUUCCAGCACAAUAAAGCACAGCUACAGCAUCUCGACAAUGAUGUGUGCGACGAUGAUGGCGAAACCGAAUGGCAGACAUUCCUUAAACAUUGUAUAGAAUGCAUCGCUCGAGUAGCAGACUUGGCGCCUCUAGAAGUAUUUACAGCUGUGAUGGAGCGGUGGCAGUGUCUGGCGGACGUGCAUGCGCGGGCGGCGGGGCGCGGCGGCGCGGGCGGGGAGGCCGAGCGACUGCUGGCCGCGCUGCUCGACCUCGCCACGCUAACCCGUCUUCUGGGCCGUCUCGCGCCCGCGCUGCUCGCCGAACCUGAGAGCGGCGCAACGGGCGGUGGAGCGGGCGGAGCGACGCGUGCGCAGACGGCGGGCGCGGCGCUGGUGGAGCGCUGUGCGAGCGCGUUGGCGGGCGCCGCACUGACGCGGCCGCACCGCGGACACCCCUCGCCGGCGCUCGCGCGUGCGCACGUUAUACUGCACGCGGAGAUGUUCGCGUGCAUGGGCGCGUGGUGCUGCUACGCGGGCGAGGUGCGCGCGGCGCCGCCCACCAUGCAGGGGCUGCUGGCCAGCGCGCUGCCCUUCCUCGUGCCGCACGACGCGCCGGAGCCCCCUCUACUGUGUCACGCGGCGGCUCAUCUCCUGCUCAGUCUGUCGAAAAACGUCAAGUUCGCAAACGAUCCGAUGGUUAUGUUGAGCGAUUUAUAUAAUCACGCGCAACGAUCUUUGCACUACUUGGAGCCGAAGACCGCCGGCGUAGUGCGCGAGGCGCUGGUGUCGCUGGCGCUGGCGCGCGGCGCGGCUGGCAGCGCGACCGGCGGCGCGGUGGGCGGCCAGGAGGCGGCGCGCGCGCUGCUUGCUUCCUGGUCGGCUGCGCUGCCGGUAGCCGGGCCCGCCGCCGCGCUACCGCCGCUGACUGCGCUACUCCACGCAUUUGCUGCAGCGCCGACUGCCGCUAAAAAAAUAAUAGCGGAGGGCGUGUCAUCGGCGGCGGAGAGCGCGUUGCGGAUGCUGUGCGAGCCGGCCUACGCGACUGCAGAGACUGACAUCACGGAUUUCUUCCUCGCGCUCUUCACGGCGCUGUUACCGCAGCUCGGGGCUUUCGCGUACACCGCUAUCGACGUGUUUCUCGAGGUAGCGCAGAGGGACUCCGGUGACGGCUCGGGUAGCCUGGAGCGCCUAGUGGAGUGUGUGCGGCUGGGCGUGGAGGCCGGCGGCGGUGGAGUGCGCGUGCGUGCGGUGCUGCAGCUGCUGCACACGCAUGUGCUGCCGCGCGCAGACCCCGCACCCGCGCUCGCCCGCGCCGCGCACCGCCUGCUCGCCAGCGUGCUCAUCCAUCGCUGGCGCUACUUCUUCCCGCACUCGUGCGAGGGGGAGGAGGGCGCGCGGCGCUCGAGCGAGCUGCGCGGCGCGCUGGCGGCGGUGGGGCGCGCGUUGCUCGCGCACGACAUCGAGCUGCUACGCGGCGCGCUCGCCACCAUCGACACGCUCAACGCCAAGUGGAAGCUCUAUCACAAGGCGAUAUUCCGAAGUGAGUUCAUGUGCGAGUUCCUGUCGGUGCUGUUGUCGGGGCUGGCGGAGGGCGGCGCUCGAGCCCUGCUGCGCGACGAGGCGCUGGGAGCCGUGCACGCGAUGGCGGCCGUGGACUUCGCCGUCUUCCGUCAUGGUUUCCUGCCGCACUUCCUGCAGUCGCUGCCCGGCCUCGACCCGCAGCGCCUCGGCGAGUUCCCGCCUGAUACGGAUCUACCGACGUUUACUCAAAACAUCCUGCGAUUGAUGAAUGAUGUUAACUGCUAUCGAGCAUAUCAAUCACUUACAUGUAAUGAAAUGGGUCUCUAGUGAACCUCAAUGGGUCUCAGUGAACUAUUGGUGCUGUGAUACAGACCAGCUAGGGAUUAGGCCACUGGUACUUUAGAAAUCAAUUUUAUACAAAAAUAAAUAAUUAAAUACCAUCUCAUAAUUACACCCUCGUAAUUAAUUUGAUUCAUUUUUUUAAAAAAAAGCAGUUACUACUACUUUUUGUGUACAUUACGUUAGGUGCAUUUACAGCUUUAUUUAACUGAGUUUAAACAUUAUGCAGUUAGAUUUAGUUUUUAAAUCUGAUAAAACACGAAUUUAUAGUUCAGACAAUGUUAUGUUAUUUUUAGUUUACUAGUCAUAGAAGACGAAUAAUAAAUACUACUUGGUUUUAGUAGUAUAUUUUAAUUUUGAAUAUUUUCCCGUAUUUUUAAAUAAAAUGUAGUUUCUCAUAGGUUACUGAUGAUGCGCUCAAUCAUCUAAUAGAAUGCCCAUUUUAAUUUAGAAAAAUAAUAUAAUAAAGUAUAUUAUAUGUUUUCAGAAAUCUGCCUGAAGUGAUAAUGAUAUAUUAUUUAAAAUAAAAUAGCAUUGUAACAAUUUUAAAUAAAGCAAUUAAUGGAGAUCCAUUGGUAUAUAUCCUCAUCACAAUAAUAACAAAAACAAAAGUAAUAAAUAUUUGUUCAGAUUUAUUUAAAUGGUCAUUCUGAUAGUAUAGUUUUUUAUGUUAUGACGUAUACUUUUAUUUUUAUCGAAACAUUCAAUACAAAUAUUUAAAGUUGACGAAAAUCAAAAUACAGGUAAAAAAUUGUAUAUGUAGUUUGGGUAAUUACUAUGAUAGUGUUUUUGUAGAAGGUUGAAAAAAAGCGUGAAGGUUUUUGAUACUAUUUUUAAGAAAUAAUUUUUAAAAUAACUCAAUCGUACCCGUGUUAAAUCGGGCUAGUCGCUAGUUUGAUAUUUUUUAGAUAUUUCAAAAGUUAGAGAAUAUGGGACCAAGUUUAUUUAAUAACCUUUACCCUAUUUUGGAGUUUCUAUAAGUCCCACAUAAAUGACUAAGGUGAAUUGAAUGAAUUUGUUAUUAUAUUGAAGCCUGUAAUAUAAUAUUUUACGUAUGUUUUAUAUAUAUUAUGAAGAGUGCAGUAACUGUGUUUAUUAUUAUUUGUAAGUUUUAUGAGUUCACUAUUUACUGUACAAAAGUUGAAAGUAAAUGGUUGAAGCAAUAAAGAUAAGGUUCCUU
Messenger RNA from Vanessa atalanta (red admiral), 4441 nucleotides. It is a transcript of the gene ebo, whose product is annotated as exportin-6-A. Gene Ontology annotation, biological process: protein export from nucleus. Gene Ontology annotation, molecular function: nuclear export signal receptor activity; small GTPase binding. Lineage: Eukaryota; Metazoa; Arthropoda; Insecta; Lepidoptera; Nymphalidae. The transcript is spliced from 21 exons. The coding region runs from base 151 to 3249 and encodes 1032 amino acids. The record is from RefSeq and is a predicted model, not a curated record.